ACACUUUAACCCUGUCUCCGGAGCAGCGCGGACCAGAGCGCAGCACCUGGUGGCGCGGACACAUCUUCCCGAUCAGCACACUGGAAAGUGAGUUUUCUGAUUCUGACCUUGGAUUCUUUGAUUAUCUUGAGUACUGCGGGAUGUUUUAAACUGCGGUGGGAAACCCGCUGUGUGGAUAUCCACCUGGGAAAUGUUGCUUCACGGACGGCUCGAUUCUGCGUCUUGAAGGGAGUUGAGACCUGAAAGUCAUGAAGUGAAUGUUGCAGCGACAGUUUAUCCUAUGAUUGACACCAGCACUCCGACCAUGUUGGACAGAACUGAACCGGCACACUGCACCGUGUGCUGCUGUACACUGGCCAACAAAAUCCUCAUGGUGCUCUUCAUGGUGCUGCUCAUCUUCGCGAUCUUGUUUGGGAACUUGGUGACUCUGGCUGUGGUUCUCGGGACUAAACACUUCCACACGCCGCAGGGCUACCUGAAGGCGUCACUCGCUGUGGCUGAUCUGGCGGUUGGGAUAUUCGUGGUGCCGUUGUCCGUCUACGCCGAGGUCUAUCUCAUGGUGACCGACUCGGCACCGGAGUGGACUUCAUACAACUCGCAGUCGGUGAGUUUCCACCCGUGCAACAUCAUCGGCCCCAUCUUUGCGGGGUGCACCUUGGUCUCCAUCACAACCAUUUUCCUGCUGACAAUCGAGAGGAGCAUCGCCGUGUUGAGGCCUCUGCACAAAGACUCUGUGAUUACACGUAAAAGGACCACGAUCCUUAUCGUCCUCUCCUGGGUGGGGAGUUUCUUCUUGGCAGUGUCUCCGAUGGUUUUUAGCAGUGAGAUCGCUCUGGAGUACAACUCCUGCAGCCGGAUGUGUAAUUACGCACUGGGAACCAUCGGCGAGUUCCCCAGCCAGGCCUGGAACAUCCUCCUUCUCUUCCCCGCGUUUGACUUCACCCUCCUCGGUGGAACUGUGGUCAUUAACAUCAUCUCUCUGUCCAGCAUCAGACAGCAUUCAAAACGCAGGAAACACCUGGCCGAGACAGAAAGCCAAAGCACCACCAAACCUACUUUCUCUGACAUCAAAGCGGCCAAAACUAUUGGGACGUUGACUGUGGCGUUUACUGCGUCGUUCACCCCCAUCGCCGUCUUUGUGGUCGGGAACGUUUUGGGGAAUAAAUGGUGCAACUUUUCUUUUUUCGCCUUCUGGAUUUUGACCACCAACAGUUGCUGGAAUGUCAUAAUUUACAGUGUGAGGGAUCAGAAAUUCAGACUCCGAGCACACAAGCUCCUCAUGCCUUUCCAGAGAAAAAACACAACCAAAACCUAAAAAGAAAAUUCAGGUACCGAAGACUGGAUCAGGAGCAGGACUGCAUCAUUUAGAUGUUUGUUUGUCACACAAACUCUUUGUUCAGCACACAUUGUGAGUCUCGUUAAGAGACGUGUCUGCAUGUUUUGUGCAUUGCUGUUGUGAAAUUACAGCUUUUUUACAUCCUUUAAAAAGCAUGGAAAGUUUUCAGAUAACAAACUGAUAAUGGAUAUUAAAUGUCCCGCUUCGUGGGCAUUUGUCUUGUUUUGUGUAACACUGCGAUUACAGAAGCUUGUUUCAGUCUGUGGAAUGGUUGUUUUACCUGAGUGUGAUCAAUUAAAACAUAAA
This is a messenger RNA of Micropterus salmoides (largemouth bass), 1642 nucleotides long. Its product is annotated as beta-2 adrenergic receptor. Lineage: Eukaryota; Metazoa; Chordata; Actinopteri; Centrarchiformes; Centrarchidae. The transcript is spliced from 2 exons. Gene Ontology annotation, biological process: G protein-coupled receptor signaling pathway. Bases 281 to 1315 code for a protein of 344 amino acids. Gene Ontology annotation, molecular function: trace-amine receptor activity. Gene Ontology annotation, cellular component: membrane. The record is from RefSeq and is a predicted model, not a curated record.